Trichoderma asperellum CBS 433.97 is the source of this 2848-nucleotide messenger RNA. RefSeq lists its product as uncharacterized. Lineage: Eukaryota; Fungi; Ascomycota; Sordariomycetes; Hypocreales; Hypocreaceae. The record is from RefSeq and is a predicted model, not a curated record. Gene Ontology annotation, biological process: lactate catabolic process. Gene Ontology annotation, molecular function: D-lactate dehydrogenase (NAD+) activity; FAD binding; D-lactate dehydrogenase (cytochrome) activity. Gene Ontology annotation, cellular component: mitochondrion.
GACGGGGAUCACGUAUGCAUGUCUCAACGCAAUCCCAGAUAAUAGCUCGGGUAACUUUGCUUCCGAAUUUGGCUUCAAGUUUCUGGCAGGGCUUGUCUCAAACGCCCCCAUUCUAAGGCGAUGAUAAUUCCUACCGUGAAGUAGGUACUCCGAAUUGUGCUACGCAGGUAGUCCGUUGAGACAGAGCGACAGAAGCCUGACGGCGGCUCCACGAUGCUGGGGGGUGGAUUAAAGUCUUGUGGUCCUAGUUCCAUCUACAAAGUGCUAAAACUCCGUAAUUGUAUGGGGUAUUAAGCAACAAGGUAGUCGGAUUACAACAGCGGGGUUAGGGUACAUGGAUGCGUAAUGCCUGUACGAGCUGCAUUAAAAUCUCAUCCAUUAUCGAUGAUGCCAUAGUGUCUUAGAUGUCUUGCGGGAGAACAAUUGUGGUACUGCAACCACAACCAAAUUGUUAGGGCACAAAGAAGAAGAAAAAAAAAAAAAAUGCCUGCGAGACCUCUGAUACAGGCGCAGUCACUGCUACGUGGCGGCAGAGCGUCAAAGGUACAUCUACCAGCGAGAUCGGCCAUAGCGUCUGCAUCUGUACCUAUACCGCUUGGAAUUGCCUCUCGCCAUUGCCGAGGCUAUCACAUCUCCUCUAGAGUGCUUGCCUCGUCUCCUUCUAAUGGGGCAAAGAAUACUCCAGAUUCGCAUUCUAGUACAUCUUCCAACUCGGGGGCGUCUCAGAAUGCAUCGCCGUCACGCUGGUCCAGUGGCAGCGUUUUGGCUGUGGCAGCUGCCGCCGCUAUAAGCGGCUGGGGCCUCUCGAGCUUUGUGCCUUUACGGAGCCGAGACACAAGGAGCAAAAGCAAGAACAAAGGCAAAAGCCAUCAGGAUGACAACGAUCUUGGAGAUGAUAAAAACGUAAAGAACGGAAAAAAAGAGCCCGUUUUGCUGGCAGACAAUGAUGAUGGGGAAGUGGGAUUCGCUAAUCGCAAUGAAAUGCAAGAGGCCAUCUCAGAUAUAGUAUGGGAACUUGGGAAUCAAAAAGACAUCAUCUCAACAGACCCUGAAGACUUACAUGCGCACGGCUACUCCAGUUGGUCGACGGUCAAUCCCGAUGAGCUACCUGUUGCUGUGGCCUACCCUCGCACUACUGAGCAUGUUGCUACCAUAGUUCGAGUCUGCCAUCGCCACCGCGUACCUGUCAUCCCAUAUUCUGGAGGCACCAGUUUGGAGGGCAACUUCUCGGCACCCUAUGGAGGCGUCAGCAUCGACUUCGCCUACAUGAAUAACAUCAUCCAGAUCAACAAGGACGACAUGGAUGUGAUUGUACAGCCUAGCGUAGGAUGGCGAGAUUUGAACGAUGAGCUUGCCAAGCUAGGGACAGGGCUAUUUUUCCCGGUUGAUCCUGGCCCGACUGCUAGGAUUGGGGGUAUGAUUGGCACCAACUGCUCCGGAACCAAUGCUGUACGAUAUGGUACCAUGAAGGACUGGGUGAUCAAUUUGACCGUUGUCUUGUCGGAUGGACAAAUCAUCAAGACGCGCAGGCGACCUCGCAAGUCAUCUGCAGGAUACAAUCUCAACAGCCUCUUUGUUGGCUCUGAGGGCACUCUCGGUAUCGUUACAGAAGCAACGCUAAAACUCGCCGUCCUUCCGGAAGAGACGUCGGUAGCGGUUGUGACGUUCCCCAGCAUCCGCCACGCGGCCUCGGCAGCUGCAAGCAUCAUGCAAGCCGCCAUUCCCAUGCAGUGUCUCGAGAUCAUGGACGAGGUGCAAAUGCGAGUCGUCAACUUGAGCAAAUUUACCGCACCUAGGGUCUGGAUUGAAAAACCGACGCUAUUCUUGAAAUUCGCAGGCACCAAGGGCGGCGUCCAAGAGCAAAUCCAGCUGGUGGAGAAGAUUACGGCAACCCACAAGGGCGGCAACUUUGAAUUUGCAAAAGACGAACAGGAGCAAAAGCUGCUCUGGUCCGCAAGAAAAGAGUCACUGUGGUCGAUGCUGUCGCUGAGAAAGGAAGGUGAAGAUGUUUGGAGUACUGACGUAGCCGUGCCGCUUAGUCGACUUGCAGACAUCAUCGAAGUCAGCAAGAAGGAGAUGGACGAGCUGGGCUUAUUUGCUAGCAUCCUCGGCCACAUUGGCGACGGAAACUUCCAUGAGAGUAUCAUGUACAACAAGGAGAAUGAGAGCGAGCGAGCCAAGGUGGAGGCUUGCGUCAAGAAUAUGGUUCGUCUCGCAAUCGAGAUGGACGGCACCUGUACGGGAGAACAUGGCGUUGGAUGGGGGAAGAAAGAGAGCUUGCUGUGGGAAGUUGGCUCCGAGACCGUAGGUGUCAUGGCCGCCAUCAAGAAGUCGCUCGACCCACGCUGGAUUCUGAACCCAGGCAAGAUAAUGGAUGUGCCAUGGGAGAGGCAAGACGAUCACCCUGCUGCCUAGGUAGGCUUAAGCGAGCGUAUCUCUCUUUUGUCGUCAAUCAUUGUUAUUACAAGGAGGUGAAGGAGGGAUGGAGAGCCUGUUGUAUCGAGUCGAGUCGCUUAGAAGGUGGGCAGGAGAAUGAGGAAGAGGAAGAGGACGAAGGAGGAAGGGGUCUGACCGCCAUCUCGCAAGAGGUUGACGAAUGGCCAACUGGUUAAGGAUAAGACAUAUAGAGGAUGCACUGGAUGGAAUCGUCUAGAGUACGUCAUAUUGCUCCAUUAGGAAAUACGCAGCCAUCUAUAGUGCCUUCCUUGAUCUUUGAAGCUGGUAGUCUGCCUUUUUGGUGGGUGCCAUGGAUAGUAGGCUACCUAUACAACCAGACGUGACACCUGCCAGAACACAACUCUCCUGGCCGCUGCUUCACCAGUUUUCCCUCUGCUUGGCUAAAGCUCCU